GUGUCAUGGCGAUCGUCAUCUGACUCCAAACUUUGACGUGACAAACUUUAUGAACGGAUAUGUCUUUCACGUUCCUGACAGCCGGUUAUAGGGUGCUCCAUUGUUUAGUUUUUAAACCCGUGUCGGACACCAUAUGAGAAGACCUUAGAACAACGAUCUUCAAGAUGUAAAUGUCCAUGCUGCUAAGUUAACUUUGACCGGUGCGAAGAUGCAUCGCUGAUAGCUAACCGUAGCUAAGAUAGCCACUCAGCGAAGUUAGCUGAACUUGUUGAUUUCAAAUGUCAUACCGGGUAGCAAAGCGACUUUAACUCAUCAAAGUGCCUGUUACUGGCUUUGGACAGUUGGUCUUUCAUAUCAAAAUGGUUCGUUUCCUACGCUACUGUAUCAGCCACUGCCUUCAUGCAGCGAUGACCCGGUUGGAGGAGGUCAAUGGAGAGGUGAGCAUGUGGUCGUCGGUCCGGUGGCUGGGCUACCUGUCCGGUCUCAACCUGCUGGUCGCCCUGUGCCUUGGGCUCUAUGUGAGGUGGGAGAGGACCGCCGAGUCCACUCUUCUUGUCAUUUUUGUGUUGGCUCUGUUUGUUCUGGGGAUAGCAAGUAUACUGUACUACUACUUCAACAUGGAGAGGGUCAGCCUCAGUCUCCUCCACCUGUGGUUCGGCUUUCUGCUGGGUCUGCUCUGCCUCCUCAACAGUCCCGUCCUGGAGGGCGACGUGAAGGAGCAGGCGGCCAACUACAUGCUGCUGGCCAGUGUGGCCCUGAGGACGCUGUGGGCGCUGCUGGAGAGACUGCUGGGGUGUGCCAGGUACCGUCCUGCCUUCCUCACCUCGGCAGAACGGUUGGAGCUGGCGGGUUUCGCCAUCGCUAGCACUGCGCUGCUGCUCCAGAAGUCCCUGAGCGUGAUGGUGCUGGUGGUGGCGCUGGCCACGGUCAUGGUAGCCCUCCGGAUGAAAGCGGUCCUGGCUCUUCCUAACUUAGUCUGCUUCGCCGUCAUCACCGCGGUGCUCUUCUUCAGGUCUCUGAACAUCGCCACCAACCCCUUCGCCCUCGCCUGCUUCUUCAGCCAGCUCAUCUGCGACCCUCUGCUGGAUGUCUACUUCAGUGGUCUCUCUGUGACCGAGCGCUGGCAGCCUUUCCUGGUGUGGAGGGGCCUGUGGCGCCGGCUGUCCCUCCUGCCUCUGCUGGUGGUGGAAGUGACCUUCAUCAUCCUGGCCUUUAGGAAGCUAGCAGACCUGGACCAGUGGUACCUGCUGAUUCCAGGCUUUGUGGUGUGUGUGCUCUUCUGGUCCAUCUGCCACUUGGUGUUUGUCAUUACUGUGUGGGGCUUUCACACCAAGCUCAGUGAUUGCCAGAGGCUCUGCUUGUCCCAGGGGUCAGGUAUCAGCGGACUGGACAAGGUGAUGGCCUCAAAGGGCAUGAGACACUUCUGCCUCAUCUCUGAACGCCUGGUGCUCUUCACGCUGGUGACAACUGUUGCUGUUGCAGCUCUUUGUUGGCAGUCCUCCAGCAGCAUCUUUGUGAGCAUGGUUCUGCUCGUCCUGCCUCUGGAGUCUCUGUUCCAUGGCCUUUUUCAUGAGCUUGGGAACAGCCUGGGAGGAACCUGCGUGGGCUAUGCAGUGGUGAUCCCCACCAACUACUGCAGCCCUGACGGUCAGCCCACGCUGCUGCCUCCAGGCCAGGUGCAGGAGCUCAACAAACGCUCUACAGGCAUGUUGAACAAUGUGCAGCGUUUCUUCGCCCACCACCUGAUUGAGACUUUCGGCUGUGACUAUUCCACCAGCGGGGUGACUCUAGAGGCUCUGCAGGCCAAGAUCAAAUCCUUCUUGGAGCUGCGCACGGCAGACGGGCCACGCCAUGACACCUACGUGAUCUUCUACAGCGGUCACACCCACAGAACUGGAGAGUGGGCGCUGGCAGGAGGAGACACUCUUCGCCUGGAUCACAUCUUGGAAUGGUGGAGGGAGAAGAACAGCAGCUUCUGUUCGCGCCUCAUUCUGGUGCUCGACUGCGACAACUCGUUGCCGUGGGUGAAGGAGAUCAGGAAGGUGGAGGGUCUGUACGUCGCUGUGCAGGGAGCGACGCUGGCCAGAGUGACAGACGUCGAGCUGCAGGACCCACCGCAGCUCGGAGACUUUACCUCUGAGUGGGUGGAGUAUAACUGCAACCCAAACAGCAGCAUCCAGUGGUCGGAGAGGGGCAGGGCAGUUUCUGCCACCUACGGCAUCUCCAAACACUGGAGCGACUACAAGCUUCAUCUGCCAACAGGAAAUGAUGUCACCAACCACUGGAGCAUGUACUUUCCCCGGAUGACCUACCCGGUGGUCCAGUUGGCACUGUGGUGCGGCAGCCUGAACCUGCUGUGGAUCUGCAGCGUCUGCCUGCGAUGUCUCAAAAGAGUCAAACUCAACUGGUUUCCACCAGCGAUACUGGACACUGGCCAGGGCUUCAAACUGGUCAGAUCUUAGAAACAUCAACAUGAACAUAUCUGUUAUUUGUAGAAAAUAUUUUACACACAUUUUCUAAAAGUAAUGUAAAAUAGGCAGCUACUGGAUUGUUAACUCAUCGCUAACCAGCAUCCUUUCUAGUUACUGCAAAACUAAUCACUUAGUUACUGAUUGGUGGAUUUGAAAAGUUUCUCUUUUUAGUACCAGUUUUUAUACUCUUUUCAAAUUGUUUUAUUAAUGUGUGUUAGCCUUGACUUAGAGAUCUUAACAUCCCUGUGAAACAUGCGUUAAUUUGUGGGAUGCGAGCACAUUUACAAUACUUUGCACAUUUUUGCAUUGUAUUUACUACAUUCGCAUGGUGCCUUGUACUAUAAAAUCACCAAAGAUCAUCAAGCUCACUAGGUGGACCUUUUAAACCCCAAUCCAGAGAGGAUGUGGUACAUUUUUGGAGGAAGAUCUCAGGCAUAAAUUAUAUUCUUAGCGCACAGAUAUAUAUGUUUGGGCUUUUUUUUUUUUUUAUAGAAAAGAUUCCUCUUAUUUUCCUUUGUACUUCACUAUGCAUUUUACACUCUGAGCUUUGAGUAUAUCCUAUGCACUGCUUUGUGUCUCUUGCAAGCAACAUUGUCUUAAUGAUUUUGGAGGUUAUUUUUAAAUCCAAUCCAGCUGCUGCAGGGAGUCCAGAAAGAGUUUAACUGUACUGAUGAAUGAAGAACAAGCAGAGAUGUAUGAAUAUUUAUCUCACAAUACACCUCAGAAGUUAAAUGUGUCACACAUUGAGAUCUGUUUUCUUCCUGGGGUUUAUUGUAGUUUACUGGGCUGUGCAAGAUUGUUCUGAUCAGUUUUGUGUGUAUGCAAAAAAAAAAGCAGUUCCAGCUAACGCAAUUUGGCUGUAAGAAAUUCUGUUGAACAAUGAAUGGAACUAUGCAAUAAAAGGCAAGUG
Messenger RNA from Toxotes jaculatrix (banded archerfish), 3381 nucleotides. It is a transcript of the gene tmem168b, whose product is annotated as transmembrane protein 168b. The transcript has 4 exons. The coding region runs from base 360 to 2462 and encodes 700 amino acids. The record is from RefSeq and is a predicted model, not a curated record. NCBI's taxonomy places the organism in Eukaryota, Metazoa, Chordata, Actinopteri, Toxotidae.